Messenger RNA from Haliotis rufescens (red abalone), 1462 nucleotides. Its product is annotated as ankyrin repeat and KH domain-containing protein mask-like. The coding region runs from base 188 to 1462 and encodes 424 amino acids. The record is from RefSeq and is a predicted model, not a curated record. The transcript has 4 exons. Lineage: Eukaryota; Metazoa; Mollusca; Gastropoda; Lepetellida; Haliotidae. Gene Ontology annotation, molecular function: protein binding.
AAGACGUCAAGCAAGAUCCCAUCGAAAUGAUCCAUCUGAUCAGGAGGAGCAUCUGCUUGAAGGGAGGAAACUUCCAAAUACUGAUCUUCAUUUUGCAAGCAUUGUUGGUGACUUGGACUUAAUAGAAGACAUCUUAUCUGUCAAAGGCGAAGAUGUCAACUGCAGAGGGGAAGACGGGAAGACUCCGAUGAUGUGUGCCGUCUCAGAGGGACGUAUAAAAGCAAUGAAACUACUGCUGGCCAAAGGAGCUGAUGUGUCACUAGUGGAUGAUACUGGUGAAAACAUCCUUCAUGAGGCCUGUCUUGGGGGACAUGUUGAGAUAGUGGAGUAUGUCCUUUCGCUGGAAAAAGUGGACAUUGAACAAAAAGGGAACUACGGCAGGACACCGGUGAUGAAAGCAGCAGAGAUGGGAUAUAGAGAAGUGCUUGACGUCCUUGUUAGUAAGGGAGGCGACACGACAGCAGUGGAUGAUAAGGGCAACAACAUCCUUCAUGUAGCUUGUAUUGGGGGAAAUGUUGACAUGGUGAAACAUGUCCUUGCAGAAGAUCGCAUCAAUAGUAAAGGACAGUACGGGAGGACCCCAGUCAUGAUGGCCGCAUGUUGCCGACACAGAAAGGUAGUUGAAGUCUUAGAAAACAAGGGAGCUGAUAUAUCAAUAGUGGACAAUGACGGUAACAACAUCCUCCAUAUGGCCUGUAUUGGGGGAAAUGUAGAUGUAGUGAAGUAUGUCCUAACACUGGACGCUGUGGACAUCAACAGUAAAGGACAAUAUGGAAGGACACCAGCGAGAAUGGCUGAUUUCCGAAAACACAGAGAAGUGUUUGACUUACUUAUGGGCAAAGGAGCAGAUCUAUCACAAGUAGAUGAUCAAGGUGACAACAUCCUGCACAUGGUGUGUCUUGAAGGUCAUCUGGAAUUGGUCAAGGAUAUCAUCACAAAUAACAGAGUUGACAUCAAUAGCAGGGGACGAUAUGGGAGGACCCCGGUAAUGAAGGCAGCAGAGAAGGGGCAUAAAGAAGUGUUCAUCUUUCUUAUGAUUAAUAGAAGUGAUGUGUUUCUGAAGGAUGACCAUGACAAUAACAUCCUUCACAUGGCUUGUCUUGGAGGAAAUCUGGAAAUGGUGCAGUAUAUCGUCUCUCUUUGUAACAUGGUAGAGGACAUCAACAGUAGAGGACAGUACGGGAGGACCCCACUACUGAUGGCAGCAGGGGGUGGACAUACAGACGUGGGGAAAUUCCUCGUGGACAAAGGGGCCGAUGUGUCACUGGUGGAUGAUGACAGUAACAACAUCCUCCACUUGGCCUGUUAUCGAGGACAUGAGCAGUUUGUGAAGUUUGUUAUCUCGAAGAAUGUUGUUGACAUUUUGGCAGUAAACAAGCAAGGCCUAACAGCAAAAAAGAUAGCAAAAGAAUUAGGUGAUCAAACUGUAAAUAAUGUUUUGUACAGCAGCCUUUUAAAAUGA